This is a messenger RNA of Anastrepha obliqua, 2847 nucleotides long. Its product is annotated as WD repeat-containing protein CG11141. The transcript has 5 exons. The record is from RefSeq and is a predicted model, not a curated record. Gene Ontology annotation, molecular function: protein binding. Lineage: Eukaryota; Metazoa; Arthropoda; Insecta; Diptera; Tephritidae. Bases 86 to 2485 code for a protein of 799 amino acids.
AGUAAAUAAACAAAUAGAAAAAUAUAACAAAAAAAGUGAUUGUAAAAAACCUUGUAAAAAUAAGUACGUAAUUGCUAAACACUCGAUGAACUCCAAGGAAUUGUAUUCGAUACGAGAAUGGGCGCCUCUAACGGAUAUAAUGGAAAAGAUACCUGUACGUAUGACACGUGCGCUUGGUAUUUUUCCAGCCGACUUGAAUAUCACUUGCGUCGAUGCAAUUUCCGAGUUUCUGGCUUUGGGUAGUGAUGCUGGCAUAGUUUUCUGGUACGACCGGUAUAACGGCGAAUUACAAAAGUUGCGCACAGAGUCCACUGCGCGUAUUACUUGCGUGAAAAUUGUCGACUCAGUGGAAUAUAUGCUAGCAGCAGGCAAUUCUAGUGGUAAAGUGAGCGUAUUUCAAAUACAAAAACAGCUGCCGCCUGACCUGAAUUUGGUAGCGCCAUGUACCCGCGCCAAACCUAUCGAGCGAUACACCAUACGUGACUUGCACAACUGCGCCGUUAGCUGUGUGGAAUGGUCCAAGAAUGGGAUGAAACUUUAUUCAGGCGAUCGGCAGGGUGUAGUAGUGCUAACCGAAUUUGACUUUCAAGCUCACCUUAGCAAAUCGGUCGAGAUACUUAGCGAAACUUAUGAAAUUGUACAACUUAGCGUUUGCCAGAGUUAUUUGCUAGUGUCUUCACUUUACCGUUCGGUGGUGUGUCAACGUAACACGAUCACUGGUCAAUGGCAAGUGACUCAGGUUGGAAAAAAGGAUCGAAAGGUAUUGACGGAUUGUGGUAGCAUCUUCCUACAGCAACCAACACGCCGUCCAGUUUUGAUUUGUGGCCGUCCAGGUUUGCGUUUUUGGAUUGCUGACGCUGAGGGAAACGUGGAGAAAACAUUGCUAUUUCGUGAGGCAAUAGCGCGCAGUCCUACUUGGGAAAUUCCUAUACUAAAUCCCAAAGCAUUUUCGCAGCGACGCACAUCUUCCAGUAUCGAUGUGGGAGAUAAUGAUGAGAACGCCAGAAGUUUCGGUAAAUUGCAUUUAUAUGCAGGACAGGAUAUGAUGAUCGUAACGCACGAUGAGUCAACUUUGUACGUGCUGAAUUUGGAUCGACUGCGCGUUGAGGCGGUGGCACGUGGUUUUCGGAAAAUACUUGAUUUUUGUGUUUGCGGCAAGGAGAUUUUCAUUUUGGAAGGAGACCGUUCAUUGCUCCGAGUGGCGCCAAUGCCGGAGAAGCCUAGCAAAACUGCCAAAAUAAUUUUUAAUCCAUCAAUGCCACCACCAGUUCCUCUAUUGGGCGCUUCUAUCGCUGGUGCCUUCGAAUCGCCCGUUGAAUCGUUCGAACCAUCUGAGCAGCCAGUGGGUAAAGCGGAAGAAUGUUUUGAAUUGCCACCCGUUGAGGCGCUCAAUUUGAAUGUACCAAUUGAAUUGGCGGUAGAAUCGCCACGGGCCGAACAAAAUCGACGUUUAGAAAUUUUUAAUCAAAUAUCAGAAAUGGAUUUCGAUCAAUCGAUAUUACAUCACAGCGGCAUAUCACAGAGUGGAGGAGGGCGAAAAAAACGUACUCGGCACAGCCGCGAGCGGGAGAAUCUUCCUGCUACCAGUAGUGUCCCGUCUAAAGCUCCAACAAAGUCAGAGGGCAUUGUCGAAAUCGGGCGUGUUGCGGAGCCGGAAACGGAAUUGGAAACGGUGCACAAAGCAUUGACGGCUGUGGAAGUUACGGAAGCAAAGCCGAAUAUAACACGCACGACUACAACUAAACCGACAUUGAUGAAUAGUAGUUUUUGCGCAUCAACAGUGGCAAAAAAUAACGAAAGUGAAGAAAGCAAAUCAAACAAAACAUUCAACACGAAACUAAAUUGCGGCUUCCUAUCAACACCGCUCUCGCCUGCUUCACCCGAAUCGGCCAAGAAGUCACUCUCCAUUAAACCCAAAAGUCUAGCUGAAGAACUCAAUUUAGCUGGCAUUUCGCUUGGCCCCAAACAAUCUAGCUUAGACUCUGCAUCACCUUCACCAACACACACCUUGCCUGCUGCACCAGCUUCCACGCCAACACCACUCAAAGAGCUCGCAGCGGCAUAUCCCAAACAAACAAAGGUAGAGGAUGCAGGUGUACAAACAACGCCUCGAAAAAAAGUCUACUACAUCGAGGAAGAGGAUGAUGAGGGCAAUAUUUACUCGGAUUAUAGUGCUGGUCAGCCAAUUGACAAUCUUUGUCAUGCAGCUUUGCGUGCUGCGACACUGGUUGAGGAGUACGACAAGGACAGUGACAGCGCUGGCAUAUCAAAUCAGUCUGCGCCCACAGCCGUUGGUUCAGCCGCAGCUCUACAUUUACAAUUCGUUUCCACACAACCAGUGAAUGAGGAAAUUAGCAGCUUUUUACCAGAUUUUCGACGUGCAUGUGAUCCAUGCGCACCACAGCCUAUGGCGCAUAAAGAAACUCCACCGCCUUCAGUGGAAUCUAAUGGCAGUUCUAGCGAAUGGGAGUUUCUAGAUAAUUGAAUCGUUGAGUAGGUUUUUUGAUCGUCCAUUCCCUGAAGUAAUUUGAAUAUCUUUACCAGUGAAAUCAAUGUGUAUCACAUAAGUUUUAAGGUAGUUCGCUUUUUAAAUGGUGAAUGCUUGGAUUAAAUAUCAUUAUUGUAUGACCAGAAAUCAUAUCGGCGCUAUUGUACAAUUGCCCAUGAAAUAUCAUUCUUAAAUAAUCCACAUAUGUAUUAUAUAUUGUUGUAUUAUAUUACUAAAAAUUGUGUUAUUCUAUAAUCAAAUAUUUUUCGCGCUUGUCGCUUAUUUUUAAUUACUGUCUCGUUUUUUUUAUUAUUUUUAAUUAUACAGUAUAUGUUAAAAAAGGAACUCAUUUAUGCAUU